AAAACAAUUCACUGCCUCCAACUGCGUGUGACACACGGUGGUGCACUAUCGCGUUUGCUGUUGCGCAUUGUUGAUUGUACUUUUUGUAUUUAAACCGUGCCAGGUGGUUCUGUGUCUGGAAGAGUGAGAUUAGCGCUCGUAUCAUCAUCGUACGGUAUUUGGUUGUAGACAGCAGCGGGCAGAAUGUUAAAAUUGAUACUGUGCUGUUAAACAGUUUCAACCAAGGCGAUGGACACUACUACUACUACUACUACUCACACAGAACAAACGCAGGAACUGGUGGAACCUCCACCACCAACACCACCGCCAGCGUUUACGGAGCUGAGUGAAGUUGCAUCGAUCGGUAGCAAUGGAUCGAUUCUCUUCGCCACGGAUGAUUGGUUCGCACCGGCCGAAUGGAUGCUGAAAGACACCGAGCCAGUGUUUCUCGCUGACCGGUACACUGCCUACGGGAAGUGGAUGGACGGUUGGGAAACGCGUCGAAAGCGCACACCUGGCCACGAUUGGUGUUUGGUGGAGCUUGGCGCCCCAACGCAGAUUGCCGGCGUUAUGAUCGACACAGCCUUUUUCACCGGCAACUAUGUGCCGCGUGUCUCUAUCCAGGCUGGCACGCUGGAUGCAACGAUGAAACGCAUGCUGCAGACUUCUAUUCCCCGCGUUACGGACGAGGGGGGAAAUAUCGGAACAGGACGAACCACGGAGGAGCUGGGAAUGGUGGAGCUCAUUGGCACGGAUCAGUGGGACGUGUUGGUGCCGCGCACCGAACUGCAGGCGGGGUAUGAACCAACCCGAAGGCAUUAUUUUACCGUCGCGAAAGGAAAGCAAUCACUAAUCGUAAACCAUUUACGGGUGAACAUGUUCCCGGACGGUGGUAUUGCUCGGUUACGCGUUUACGGUACGGUCAGAUUAAACCUGCGCGAAAGUCUAUCGGUACGGCAGCCGUUCGAUAUGAUUGCCAUGCUUAACGGGGGACGCUGCACGGGGUUUUCGAAUGCCCACUACGGUCAUCCGCGAAAUUUGAUUAAACCUAGCACAGCGGUCAAUAUGGGCGACGGUUGGGAGACCGCUCGUAGACUCGAUCGGCCGCCCGUGCUGCAGAUCGACGAUGCCGGAAUAUUGCAAGUGCCCGGAUGCGAAUGGGCCAUCUUUCAGUUGGGAGGUGCACCCGAGGGCGGCUGGAUAGAGCGCAUUUGCAUCGACACGAAACACUUCAAAGGAAACUUUCCGGACAACGUGCAGGUGGAGUACGCGUGGAAGGGUGAACCGAAUUCUUGGAUGCUGCUGAUGGAGAAGAAGAAGCUGGGACCGGAUCGGGUACAUGAGUUUGAAGGGGAUGAACUACUACUGCCCCAGGCAAAGCCAGCCUCACUGGUGCGUAUUACCAUUGCACCGGACGGAGGACUUUCGAGGGUUCGUGUUUUUGGAACGGUAGCUGUAGCUAAAUGAUUACUGUCCUCUUUGCAGGCGCCAAGCUAGAAAAUAAAACACGGAGGAAAUGUUUAUGAAGAA
This is a messenger RNA of Anopheles arabiensis, 1509 nucleotides long. RefSeq names its product allantoicase-like. Gene Ontology annotation, biological process: allantoin catabolic process. The coding region runs from base 229 to 1446 and encodes 405 amino acids. NCBI's taxonomy places the organism in Eukaryota, Metazoa, Arthropoda, Insecta, Diptera, Culicidae. Gene Ontology annotation, molecular function: allantoicase activity. The record is from RefSeq and is a predicted model, not a curated record. The transcript has 3 exons.